AUGUUCUCCUGUUUCGGACCUGGCCAUCGCCGGCGGUCUGAUGAACAUCAGCCUCUAUUGCCGCAAUACGAUGACGAGACCUCGUUGCAGCGCCGUGUACACCAAAAGUUGCAUUCGUAUCAAAUAGUUCGCGCCCUGUCCAAAGGAUUCAUGCCAUCAAGCGAGCAACUCGUCGCCAAUCUCCGCACGCUGCUCUCCUCGGCCAUUCUCAAUCCAGAUGCGGGCAGUGUCUCACUCAGUGAUUCAGGCCAAGCCCUAGUACACUGCUUCAAGCUCUGUAUAAAGCACCUGAUAGAUCUGCUCGUGCAUAAGAAUGCCGACGAUCAAAUCCAGGAAUUUAUUUGGUAUCUGACUAAGGCCAAGCUAUCCGCGGAUGUCGAACACCUUGCUGAACGCGCAAUGAGAGCAAAGACUGGAGCAGAUAGAGCCGCCGUCUAUUCUAGCCUGCAGACGGUUGCAUCUUUGCUUCUUACUAACUCCAAUUUUCGCCUAUUUCUCAAGGAUCUUAAUGUCAUUGCGAGGGAGGUCUUCAGAGACACUGCCUUUGCUGUGUCAGAAGCUUCACGAGAGGCAGCAGAGCGCAUCAAGCCGUCCGCCGAGGAACAAGAAUCGCUGAAGCAACCAUACCAUGACUCACACAGUAAUUUCUCUCAACAUGACGUGUUAGAGCAGACUGCUGAGCUCAGCAGGGUCUUCAGCGGGACAGCUUCCACUGUUGUGGGCGAGGCAGAGAAUAGCAUUGUCCGCAAGCUUAGCGGUCCAGAAAAAGAUACCUUGGUUCACCGCCUGAAAGAAGCAGUGCUGAAUCUCCGUCAGCGACCUACCUACGUUGACUCCGUGUCAACCCUGUCACUCCUUUUCAAGCGUUAUAUCGUGAUCUAUUCUCGGAUGGCUCGCCAUACGAUUGAGGCUGCUAGCGAGGAUAUUGACCAUAAUCCUGAAGCAGAGGCAGCGUUAGCAAAUUUCUGGGGUUUCUUAAGGUCGUUUGGCGAGCCAAGGGAAUGGGAAGAAUUGCAAAACCGCGCUAGAGCGAUCGCGGAACACGGCUGCGAAGACCCCAAGUUUGAAGAGCUCGCCAUCCAUAUAGGCAAUAUCCUCCAAGAGAUGUUGACUGAUCCAGCAUUCUUUGACAGCAUUGAGCAAAGCUUCCAGGAACUCCGAGAUCAAUCAAAGCAACUAACCACCCACUCUUCCCUUCGGGAAGACGUUGAUGCCUUGCUCUUGCAAGUUCAGUCCACCCUCACCUCAGUGGUGAAGGACAAGGAUAUAGCCAACCUGGCCAAGACUUCUGCUGCUAUCGCCAGUAUCCUGUCUCCAAGUGGGCAGUACGUGAACUCUGAUCUUGUGGCCGAUGCCCUCAACGUCUUUAUCCCCUUGCUUGUUCAGUCUAUUCACUACAUCCCUAUCCCACGAGCCGAAAUCUCAACGCCUAAGAUGGACCUCCUGCUGGAGAACCUGAUCCUGGAGCCUGGAGUCACCAUCAACAACACUUCAUUCUUCCCCUACAAACUGCGAGUUAAGACCCUCACAGACGUCGAGAUCCACAAGACAAGGUUCCGCACAACAUCAGCAAUUAAAACUCUCGUCCGACUUCACAUCGACGGUCUCUCUCUACGUGGAGAGGAAAUUGGCUUCUGGCUACGGGUACACUCAGGUCUUUUGCGAUGGGCAGACGAAGGUAUCGCAUCAUUUGCUCUCGACGAACGCGGUAUGGAUGUUCAGCUGGACGUUGAGGUUGGUCGCGAUAGGAUGGAUAAAAUUUUGACCCUCAGGGGAGUACGCGUACGCAUCCAUAAGCUAGACUGGACCUUACACAGGACAAGGAGCAGCUUUGGAUUCAUCUCCUGGCUAUUCAAGCCUUUCCUCAAGCCGAUUGUCCGUAAAAUGGUAGAAAUAAGGAUGGCGUCUGCAAUUGCCCAGGCUUUCCAAUUUGCCAACCGGGAGCUGCUUUUCGCGCGGGAAAGGUUACGGGCCACGCGAAUUGCGGAUCCGCAGGACUUGAAGACGUUUAUCAAGGCUGUGCUGGCUAGGUUGACGCUUCCUGAGGACCCUGAUCUCCACGUGCGCGUUGGCUUGACUGGAUCAGGACAGGGUGUGUUUGAGGGGGUGUAUACCCCUGGGAGCAUUGUCAAAUUGUGGAGAGAGGAAGCGACACAGGUGUCACAGAGGAUUCGUGAGCAGCAGAGGGAUGGAUGGAGGAACAGUAUUUUUGACGUCCAGGGCGCGGUGCCAGCUUACUGA
Messenger RNA from Thermochaetoides thermophila DSM 1495, 2241 nucleotides. RefSeq names its product putative lipid binding protein. Lineage: Eukaryota; Fungi; Ascomycota; Sordariomycetes; Sordariales; Chaetomiaceae. Bases 1 to 2241 code for a protein of 746 amino acids. The transcript has 2 exons. The record is from RefSeq and is a predicted model, not a curated record. Gene Ontology annotation, molecular function: lipid binding.